Molecule: messenger RNA, 462 nt
Organism: Rhinocladiella mackenziei CBS 650.93
Lineage: Eukaryota; Fungi; Ascomycota; Eurotiomycetes; Chaetothyriales; Herpotrichiellaceae
Exons: 3
Coding region: 1-462 (153 amino acids)
Molecular function (GO): oxidoreductase activity
Source: RefSeq, a predicted model, not a curated record
AUGAUACCCCCAGGGAUUGCUUUCGUGACUGGAGGAGGACGAGGCUUAGGAAAUGCGGUGGCAUGCUCGUUUGCCCGCGCAGGCUGUCGAGGAAUCGUGAUCAUCGAUAUACUACCAGAUGCUGAGCUUGAGAAAGGCAGACAGGCGGUCGCACAACUAGGUGCUAAACGAGGAACCAUAGUCAAUUUCGCAUCGGUGAACUCGAUUCUGGGAGGUCUCGGUACUGCUGCUUAUACUGCCUCCAAGCACGCAGUCAACGGGUUGACGAAGACGGCUGCCCUCGAAUAUCGCAAACAGCACAUCCGUAUUAACGCAAUCUCCCCCGGCUUUAUCUGGACCGCUAUUGCGGCAGAGAAUACCAAGAAUGACCCUCGAGCGCAAGAAGUAUGGGCACAGAUGGAAUCACGGCAAGGCAGAACAGCCUAUCCAGAGGAGAUCGGCGAUGCAAGUGUGCUUUUGUAA